AUGGAUUGCCCAAAGUGGAUCCUGGGCGGCCUUUGCCUGAUUAGCCUGGUCGGUGCCGCAACGGUAAUUGAAUUACUGGGCAGGAUGAAACUGGAAUCGGACUUUGAGUACGUGCUGCUCAUGAAGAAUCGGAACUUUAGUCUGUCGGAUCAAGUUUGGAACGGCACUUCGUUGGCAAGGGACAUUAUGGACGAACUGCAAGUGCCUGUCCUUCAAUUAAAUGAAGAUGUGAGCUACUUUUUGCACAAUAGCAUCAGUAGACGUCUGGUUUCCCUAGGCUUUAUAAGUGAUGCAAAUCUGGACGAGCACAGAGGUCUGCUCACAGCUCUGGUCGCGAAUCUUAGGCACAUGACCACGUCUAGAGUGAUGUUUCUGAUCCAAGCGGAGGUGUCAACCGAUUUUCUAUACGAACUGUUUAGAGAUUGCUGGCGUAAAAAGCUCUUGAAUGUGAUUGUGAUUUUCCAGGACUUUGAGACUACCUCGACCUUCUACAGCUACUCACAAUUUCCUGUACUACAAAUAGAAGAGCGCAUCUAUGAUAUCAGUUUGCAACCUUUACCUAUUUUUCCCGAUCGACUCAGGAAUUUCCAUGGCUACGAGAUGCCCGUGAUUCUUGGAGGAACCGCUCCGCGCAUGAUUGCCUACCGCAACAAGAAGGGUGAUGUGGUCUAUGAUGGAACCGUGGGUCACUUUAUGACGGCCUUUCAGCAAAAGUACAACGUGAAAUUUGUGCAGCCACUGCUGGCGAAAAAUCCCCUGGACUUUGCACCAUCGAUGCAAACAGUUAGUGCAGUGCGCAAUGAAUCCGUAGAGUUAUCCAUAUCCCUGACUUUUCCCACGAUUCCCCCAUUUGGAUUCAGCUAUCCGUACGAGCAGAUGAAUUGGUGCCUCAUGCUGCCGGUGGAGGCCGAUGUGCCACCAUUUGAGUAUUACACCAGGGUCUUUGAGCUGGCUGCUUUUCUGCUAACUCUGGGAACCCUAGUGAUAAUAUCCUGUCUCCUGGCCAGCGCCUUGCGGCUCCAUGGCUAUCCAACCAACAUCAGUGAGUUCCUGCUCCACGACAGCUGCUUGAGAGGAGUACUGGGGCAAUCCUUUGUGGAAGUCUUCCGAGCACCCGCUCUUGUGCGGGGUAUUUAUCUGGAGAUUUGCGUGCUGGGCAUCCUGAUCACCGCCUGGUACAACUCCUAUUUCUCCAGCUAUGUGACCAGUGCACCAAAGCAGUCGGCUCUACGAACUUACGAUGAUAUUUUUGCCUCCAAUCUGAAAGUGGUGGCAUGGAAGCCGGAAUAUGCAGAGCUGGUUGGCCGUCUCCUGGAGUUUCGGAAGUACGAAUCCAUGUUCCUGGUGGAGCCCGAUUUUAAUCGGUACUUGGCACUUCGUGACACGUUGGACACGAGAUAUGGUUACAUGAUAACCACUAAUAGGUGGGUUUUGAUCAACGAACAGCAAAAGGUCUUCUCGCGACCACUUUUCCAAAAACGCGACGACUUUUGCUUUUUCAACAAUAUACCCUUCGGCUUCCCCUUGCAUGAGAACUCGGUGUUUAUGGAACCAGUGCAAAUGUUGAUUAUGGAAUUGGCCGAAAGAGGACUCUACUUUCACUGGAUGGCCACCGGUUUCUCGGAACUCAUUGAGGCGGGUGAGAUGCACUUUGUGGACUUGAGUCCUCAUCGCGAAUUCAGGGCCAUGCAGAUUCAGGAUCUACAGUAUGUGUGGUAUGGAUAUGCUUUUAUGGUAGUAUUUUCCUCACUAGUUUGGCUGCUGGAAAUCUUGGUGCACAAGGUAAAAUGGAAAAUCAUUAUGAAGCGGAACAAAAUAUAA
Drosophila erecta is the source of this 1821-nucleotide messenger RNA. RefSeq lists its product as uncharacterized. Lineage: Eukaryota; Metazoa; Arthropoda; Insecta; Diptera; Drosophilidae. The transcript is spliced from 2 exons. The record is from RefSeq and is a predicted model, not a curated record. The coding region runs from base 1 to 1821 and encodes 606 amino acids.